GUUCUUUUUUCCGCGAUGUGACAUUCCUCCGCACGCAAAAACGUCAAAAUUUCACCCCGAAAACGCAAGUGGGAGAAAAAGACCCAACAACACAAUCAUCAUCAUCGCAGCAAGCGAUAGCGAGAAGCAAGUGGAAAACGCGAAACAGAGAAAAUAAAAAAAAGCCCGAUUUCGAGUGUUGUCCACCAUACAAAAAAGAGGAGAAAAAAAUCGCCAGCGCAAACAUGGCUGCUGCUUUUGGUGCCGUUCCGUCGUCGUGAAAAGAUCCCCGUGCGCCGCGAAAAAAGUGUCGUUUGUUGUGUGUUUGAUUGCUGUCGUCGAAAACGCGUCCCGUCGCCGAGCCGUGCGUGAGUUUCUCGAGAGAUCGUGUUCUUCGUGCGUGACACGCGUGUGACAAUCCGACAGAGAAAGGUUCCGUGUCAGUCCGUCCGUCCCCCAGUGCAAAAUCUUCCGCCGUUUGGAACGGAUUGUGGGGCACUCAGUUGGAAGUCGGAUUUCGGAACAGCAAGCAGCUGAAGCAUAAAAAAGUGAAGUGUCCAUCAGAAUCUAGUGGUGUUUGACCAAUGCUGACCGAAGAAGAGAGCUGUCCAGUGUGCAAAAGUGAGUGUUCAGUGUUCGAUGGGAUGCCCUUCAGUGAAAACGCAUAAAGAGUGAUUAUGGUGACAGGAAAAUCGACCAGCAUGCAAAAAUCUCCGUCGGUACAGUGAGGAAAAAUCUUUCGCCCCAAACACGAAGUGAGUGAAGAAGAAAAGUCAGUCAGGAAAAUAUCAAAGAUCAGUGCACAGAGCCGAUGACCGUUUCCGCCACCAGUCCGCAUCUAUCCCCCCAAAAGUGUUCGUGUGCUGCGGAUUGGCAUUGAGGGAUUGAAAUUGAGCGCAUUGGGAGGAGAAAGAGCAAACUCACAGGGAAAAAAUAAAUAAGAGAGAGCGCCUCAAACAAGUUGUGAGGGUGUGUGAAAUUUUCUGGUUGGUGCGUGCGAAGAGUGAAGUGAACCGUGAAGAAGCGUGAGAAGAGCGGAGGCGAAGAGCAGAGUGGAGCCAAGGCAAGGCUGCAAACUUGCAACAGCUGAUUUGUGGAACGCCCGAUUUUCGGACGACGAAGGCAACAAUGACUUCCCGAAGGUGGUUCCACCCGUCGGUGUCCGGCGUCGAAGCGGAAAAGAUGCUCCUGGAGCGAGGCUUCGACGGGUCCUUUUUGGCGCGGUUAUCGUCGUCGAGUCCGGGCGCCUUCACACUAUCCGUCCGCCGCGGCAAAGAGGUGACCCACAUCAAGAUCCAGAACAAUGGCGACUUCUUCGACCUGUACGGAGGUGAAAAAUUCGCCACCCUGUCCGAGUUGGUUCAGUAUUACAUGGAAAACGGAAACCAGCUGAAGGAGAAGAACGGACAAAUCAUCGAGCUGAAGCAACCGCUCAUAUGCGCUGAACCAACGACUGAAAGGUGGUUCCACGGUAACCUGUCCGGCAAGGAAGCGGAACGAUUGAUCCUGGAACGGGGCAAGAAUGGCUCGUUCCUAGUGCGCGAAUCUCAGAGCAAACCGGGCGACUUUGUGCUUUCGGUGCGGACAGACGACAAAGUGACACACGUCAUGAUUCGGUGGCAUGAAAACAAGUAUGACGUUGGCGGUGGCCAGAAAUUCAACACCCUGUGCGACCUGAUCGAGCACUACAAGCGGAACCCGAUGGUGGAAACGUGCGGCACCGUGGUGCACCUGCGGCAACCCUUCAACGCGACGCGGAUCACCGCCGCCGGAAUUGACGCCCGGGUGGAGCAACUGCAGCGGGAAAAUGGCAGCCACUGUUAUGGGAAGGGCGGCUUUUGGGAGGAGUUUGAAUCUCUACAGCAGCAGGAAUGCCGGUACACGUUUAGCCGGCGGGAGGGCCAACGGAACGAGAACCGGGUCAAGAAUCGCUACAAGAACAUUUUACCAUUUGACCAUACCCGGGUGAAGCUGAAAGACGUGGACAGCACCCAUCCUGGGGCAGAAUACAUCAAUGCCAACUACAUCCGGCAGCCGACCGAGUCCGAGCAGAACGACAUGAACUCGUCGUCGGAGAAUCUGGCGCAGCAGCAGGGACAUCAGAACAACAACUCGACAACCAACAACGCAAUUACCUACGCCAGCAUCAACCAGCAGCCGGCCAAGAACUGCCAGAGCUGCCAACUGCUGAACAAACCCUGCUCCCAGUGCUCGAUGAAGGCCAAUGAGUCCAAACACAAACGGAACGAUUCGCUGACGUCGACCCGGUUGCAGCUCCAGAGCCAGUCCCAAUCCAAAUCCUCCAUCGGCAGCGGCAGCUCGCUCCUCCGGGACGAGAAGGAUCUCUUCAAGACGUACAUCGCGACGCAGGGCUGCCUCGCGAACACGAUACAGGACUUCUGGAACAUGAUCUGGCAGGAGGACACCCGGGUGAUAGUGAUGACUACCAAAGAAAUCGAACGGGGCAAGAAGAAGUGCGAGAAGUACUGGCCCGAUCCGCAGCAGAGCAAGGAGUGGGGCUCGGCCAAGGUGACCUGCCUGAGCGAAACCAGCACGGCCGACUACACGCUGCGGGAGUUCCUGCUGUCGUGGCGGGGGCAGGACGAGCGCAAGAUCUUCCAGUACCACUUCCAGGUGUGGCCGGACCAUGGCGUCCCGUCGGAUCCGGGCUGCGUGCUCAACUUCCUGCAGGACGUGAACGCGCGGCAGGAGCAGCUGCAGCUGGAAGGAUUGACGCCGGGUCCAAUUUGUGUCCACUGUUCGGCGGGAAUCGGUCGAACGGGAACGUUCAUUGUGAUCGACAUGAUUCUGGACCAGAUCGAUAGGGAAGGUCUGGACUGCGAGAUCGACAUCCAGCGGACGAUCCAGAUGGUGCGAUCGCAGCGGUCCGGUAUGGUCCAAACCGAGGCGCAGUACAAGUUCGUCUACUUUGCCGUGCAGCACUACAUCCAGACGCUGUUCCAGCGCAAACGGGCCGAACAGCAGAGCCUGCAGGUCGGCCGGGAGUACACCAACAUUAAGUCGACAUCGGACUCACAACUACCACUACCGAGGGCUGUGACUGACUUGAAUAACCCUUCAUCAGUAUAUGAAAACAUUCCCAAAGAAUCACGACCACCACCGACGCCACCCCGGAAAUCAUGACAAAUGGACUUUUAAACGCUUCCUCUGCGCGCAGUGCCCGAAAGCCGGCAAAAAUAGAAAUGAAAGAAACGUCUCACCAAUCGGCGGUCGUUCCAAAAUGGUGGAUAUAAAAACCCGUACCGUACCCAGCCACACAAAUACACCCACACAAACAGAUGGACAGACGAGCAUGCUUAUAAAGCGGCAAAGUUAGAGCGACAAAGUAGAAAACGGCGCUGCCGUCGGUGAAAUUUUGACCGUCGACAUUGAAUGAUUUUUCUCGCUUUAAGUGUAUGUUAUAUCUGUAAAAGUUUUGCAUACAUGAUUAUACGAAAGUAUGGAAAGAAAAUACACCUCUCAAUAUUAAGUAUAGGAACUUCGGUUGAAGACAAAGCAGACGCAUUGAAAAGUACUAUUCGUUUACGGUUGAAAACAGUAAAUAAAAACAUUGUUGAAAGCGAGACCAGCUGUAGAAAUAAAUGGAAAAAUGACGACAAGUGAGAGAUUGUUUCGUUAUUGUUUAAGUUAUUGAUUGUUUUCGCAAACUAAGCGUGAGAUGGCGAAACUCACGAAGAUAGGCGCUUCGCUCUUCCGGGAAGGAGAAUUCUCCACCAAUACAAACAAAACAAGAGAGAAUAGAAAGUCGCUCCUCCCUUGACACUCAAACUCUCCCGCGGGAGAGGCACUCAAUUGUCGAUUGUCUGAAAACUGAAACGCGAUUACGUCAUGGGGCAGGAGCGUUGAUGAAACAGAUUUAUUAUUAGUGUAUCUAGUCUAACAAAUUGAAGAAGAAUAAAAUUACAAACUGAGCUCUCAAACCAUAAGGUUCAAAAAGAUUAUUACGGAUAAAGAGCGAGUGAAACUCACGUACUGUGUUACAGAGGGCAGGAGAAGUGCAACCAGAAAUGUGUGACAUUCGAAACUGAGAGGGAGCUCAGCACACACGCACUCUGAUUGAAAAAUAGACAAAAACCUAUAAAAAAAUACAAGCUGCAAUUGUGAUUACUGCGAUGGACAGCGCAGUAGGCGUGGCGCCGACUUUUUGUUCUGUAACAGAAGAAAGACAUACGCACGCCUACUACGAAACGAAACAAAAUGGAAGGAGAAAUUAGUAGUAGAAGAGCGCGUCGCGAAUAAUUAUGCGGAAAAAGAAACUUCGUUUGUUUUGAGAUCUUUUGUUACACUCACACACGCAUAUAAGUUAUUGACGCUCGUUUUCGUUGGCGUCCUCGCCGCUGACGUUGCGAGAGAUUUAUUUGUCGAAAAAGUUAGGUUGUAAGGCUUUAUAAGUUGUACCGCACCGCUCUACGAUCAUCUUCUUUUUAAGUUAAGGUUCAUAUUAUUUGACUUUUUAUUCAAGCAACAAUACACACACACGCACUUAUGCAUGCAAAACUUUUGAAACCACGGCACGGAGGGAAAAAUUUAUUCCGGGAAAGUAGUUUUACUACCAAGAGAAAAUCUUAACUGAACAAAAGUUUUAUGUUACAAAUUACUUGAUUACAAGCUGAAGCCGAAAGAAUAUAUCGAUUUACUUGCAUCGUUA
This is a messenger RNA of Aedes aegypti (yellow fever mosquito), 4648 nucleotides long. It is a transcript of the gene csw, whose product is annotated as tyrosine-protein phosphatase corkscrew. NCBI's taxonomy places the organism in Eukaryota, Metazoa, Arthropoda, Insecta, Diptera, Culicidae. The coding region runs from base 1108 to 3123 and encodes 671 amino acids. The transcript is spliced from 12 exons. The record is from RefSeq and is a predicted model, not a curated record. Gene Ontology annotation, molecular function: protein tyrosine phosphatase activity. Gene Ontology annotation, biological process: protein dephosphorylation.